UACUACAAACUCCACAGGAACUUAUAUUUUGAAAAUAAGAUAGCAUUAUAUAGCUAAGCGCUGAGCAAAUGAGGGUAGUAGUCAACUUUCUGGACGCCCUUCGAAAGGUGCGGCUCAAGUUUGUCACCAGUAAUCAAACGCCACACAGCUUUGCAGCGCCGAAAUUGAAUGAAGGGGUCAAAGCCACGGGAGACAGGCGUAAGUGGAUCAAGAAUACCAGCAUUCGGAUAGACCAGGCGGAUGUGGUUCCUCAAAAUAUAUCGGCUGGAUCCGACUUGAUGUGGCAUAAUAUCAAGAGGGUGCUGCUGAUGUGUGGCGGGCAGAAGCAACCAGGAGGCUUUGAGAAUGCGAAACGGAUGAAGGAUUCCAGCGGGCUGGUUGGUGUCCUGGAGGCCCAGAGAUUCGUUAGCCAGGUGUUCUCAGCCAUGCAGGUGCCCAAGCAGGCGGCCAGUGAGAUGGCCGAUGCUUUGAUAGCCGCGGAUUAUAUGGGACAGCCCUCCAUGGGCAUCCAUAGAUUGCCCGCAAUUGCGGCAGAUCUUCUGAACUGUACUGUUGCGGGUGACGCCACGCCGGGAAUCGUGUCCGAAAAGAAAGCCAUCGCCCUAGUGGAUGGCCACAAUGCACCUGGACCCGUGGUGGCCAACUUUUGCAUGGAUCUGGCCCUUCAAAAGGCCCGGGAAGUGGGCAUCGGCUGGGUUUCGGCUCGCAGUUCGAACUGCAUUGGAUUUGCCUCCUGGUAUGCCUGUCAAGCGCUGGAGCAGCGAAUGAUUGGUCUAUGCAUGACGAACGGUGCUCCAACUCUGGUGCCUGCUGGUGGAAUCGAACCCGUUCUGGGGGAAAAUCCAAUUGCCUGUGCCGCCUCCGGUGUCCACGAACAAUUUCUGGCGGAUUUUGGUAUGGCCGCCUGUUCGGUGGAUGAACUGGAGCUAUCCUACUGCAAUGGCGGGUCAAAGGAAGUGCCCAAAUUAGUGGCUUUUGAUAGAAAUGGCAAGGAAACUACCUCAACAGAGGAGGCCUUGAGGGCCCAAAGAAUCCGAGCCUUUCAGCCGGAGCACAAGGGUUUUGGCAUGGCUGCCGCAGUGGAUAUUCUGUGCGGUGUGAUGACAGGUGCUCGAUAUGCAAAUCAAAUCCAGCGGCGUGGGGUCUAUAGUGCGGAAAAUGCUCCUGCGAAUCUGGGCCAAGUUUAUGUGGCCAUCGAUCCGAUGCGUUUUUGUCCCUCCUUCGAGGACAGAUUGGUCGACUUCCACCGGCUGCUGAGACAAGCGACGCCCAGCCAGGUGGGAAAGCCAGCGAUGGUGCCGGGUGACAAGGAGCUGCAGCACAUGAAGAUGGUCGACGAACAGGGUGGACUCACAAUGUCUCCCUGCACUCUGUCUGUUCUGGAAGAACUGGCCACAGAGUUUGGCAUCGAACCUUUGCAGAUGACGGUCAAUAAGUCAGGCGGCACAAGUUUGCCUGAAGAACUGCAAACGGCUUGA
Drosophila erecta is the source of this 1478-nucleotide messenger RNA. RefSeq lists its product as uncharacterized. The record is from RefSeq and is a predicted model, not a curated record. The coding region runs from base 69 to 1478 and encodes 469 amino acids. Lineage: Eukaryota; Metazoa; Arthropoda; Insecta; Diptera; Drosophilidae. Gene Ontology annotation, molecular function: oxidoreductase activity. The transcript has a single exon.